ACACUGUUGGUCUUUCCACUGAGGGAAAGGAGAUAUCCAGUGGAAAUGAAUAAUUUAUUUCUUCAAGUUUGUGGCAACCGAAGAGAGACGGGCGAUCCGUGCAGCUUCGAAAUUCAACACGAAGCUAUAUUACUCUGUUGAUCUUGCUAUGUGGCGACGUUGAAUCUUGCCCUGGACCUACAUCAGCUCAAAUCGGUGGUGGCGAGAGAGUUAUCGAUGAACUUAUGUCAUUGCUUAAGGUAAAAGGCUUAAAGAUUUUGCACCAAAAUACCAGAGGGCUAUCGUCUAACUUUGCGUAUAUCUCAGAGUUAUUUCAAAGCUUCAAAGGAAUUGACAUCUUGACUUUAAGUGAAACGCAUAUUGAUGAGCAAGACGGAUUCGAACCUGACUCAUAUUACGAUAUUUCCGGGUAUUCAUUUAUUAGUCGACCAAGAAAAUCUGGGAAAGGGGGUGGUGUUGGUGCCUACAUAUCGGAUGGACUUAUUUGGGAUCGUAGACUAGAUUUAGAAAACGAAAAAAUUGAAGUUGUUUGGUUUGAAAUACGCCCUAAAAGUUCGAAAGGUAUUUUGAUUGCGUCUGUCUACCGCCCUCCUGAUUCAUCCAAGCACCUAAACAAAGACUUGUAAUUGAUGUUGUGAAAGUAUUUAUUUGGUUGAAUUUAAAAAAUUGUUCUCUCAGGAGCCGUUUUUAACCACCUCACUAUAAUUUUCAGCUUGGUUGCCAUGGUAACGAAAGGCAGAAUCCUUCAUAUUUUUCAUGUUUUUACCAAUAUACUGCUGUCCCUCCCCUCCCUAAUAUAAAAUAAUGAUACAGGCUCAUCCCUAGAUGAUUUUGCAGCGGAUUUACGUGGCGAUUAUGCGCAUUGAUGCGUUUUUUGAGAACUAGUGAUUCAAACAGAACAAACUCGAAAAUGUGUUUCAAUAUUUAAUAAAUAUUGAUCACUUUUGUGUAUAUAUUUCUUAACAUAUGGUUAAAAAUAACUAAUAAUGGUUCACAGAAAGCAUUAAAACGAAACUUUAUUCACUGGGGUGAAGAAAUGCGCUAUAAAGACGACGAUAAAACGUCAACACAUUCAGGCAAUAAUCGGGCAUUAUUUCAAUGGGCAUUCAAUGCUAAAUAUCAAUAGUCAUCUUCGAUUUGGAUUCUUGGGCAUCUUAUAAACAGAUCUUCAAACGUUUGUUCUGAUGAACUUAAAAGUUGUGGAUGUAAGUAUUUUUCUAUCAUUGAAUGAUUGAUUCUAGUAAACAAUAACUCAAAAAUGUUAAAUUUGCAAUAUUAUGAUAUCAAGAGAUCGAUUUUCUCUACCCAAUACAUUAUUUCUUGCUUCAUUGUUAUAAUUUUACUAUUUUAAUGCUUCUUGGUAUUAAUAUUAAUGAGGUUGUUUCUGUACUGCAUUUUAGGUACUGUAAUUACAUGUCAAGGUGUACCAAGUUUGAGAGCUUGUUUUGGGCCGAAUAUGUUUACCGAGUGUACCACUUGCAGCAAUAGGACAAGAAUAUAGUUACAGACAAUGUUAUCUUACAAACUCAUGUAACUUGGUGUUGACAAUUGAUUGUAUACAAAAAACUGUGGUAAAUGUUGGUCUGCAUGUUCCAUUGGUAAGCACGAUGAGUGCAGUGUGCAUCUUUAAACAUCCUUGUUACCAGCAAGAGGGUUCGGCAAAGAAAACUAUGGAAAAUUUAGCUAUACCAAUAGAGUAAUUUAAGUUAACACACAGGAAUAUCUUUUAAACCAAACAUGAAACUGCAGGAAAAACUAAGUUUGCUCUUAAAAGACAAGAAACAGGUCAGAAAGUCUAACCGCCAGACAUCUGAAGAAAACAACAGACGUUGUCAGGUGGAGCAGCUCCAAAAGAAAACCGAGAGAAGAAGCUCUAUGAGAAGUAGAAGGGACAACCUAUGAGGCUGGAGGCUUCUGAAGUGCUAAAAGUACUUCUAAUGACAAAAAAUUAGGCUUAAGUCCCUGAAACCUGUCAGGAACAGCUCAAACAGGUGUUUAAAAACUUUAACACUUGUUUUCUCGGAACGUACAUUUUCCGUCUUUGAGAAAAGAUAUCUCAUGAUGUAUUUAACCAAUUGUCCUGAAAUUUUCAGGGCUUAUUCUUUUAUUAGAGCUGUCUUAAUUAAGCAUAGGAAAUUUCUGUAUCUUGUGUGGAAUACAUUUUAUGACAAAAAAUAUUAUCGAAAAAACCUAUGUUAACUUUGUACCUCUGCUGUGACCACUAGAUUUAUCAUACACAAAAGUUCUAUGCUCAUUUAAGAUAAUGAUGCUUAUACUACUUACUGAUAAAAUUUCUUAAAAUUCCAAGCAAUUUAUAAGCAGAUAUCUUUUCUCAAAUGCACCCUAGUUUUGCACAGCAUGUGGUAUGAUUGCCCGCCUGGUGUCAGGUUACAAAGGACGUUAGGCACUAGUGAUUAGUAUUUUUAGUUUCUAUAGGUCAUAAGCUUUCUACUGAUAUAUAGUUUGUCAUAACUCUGGUGAAUAUCUUUAAAAUUACAGCCAUUUCAAAAAUGACCAUCAAUCCAUGUGUACCCCCGCCUUAUUAAUAGCAUGCUAACAAAAGCUAUGAGUGAAUCAAAGGAAACCAUACUCCUCGGGGACAUGAAUGCAAAUUUUCUUGACAAUAAAGACAAUAAAGAUCUUAAGUCAAUAUUUAAUGUGCAUGGCCUCAAACAAAUGAUUAGGCAGCCCACAAGAAUCGCAGAAAGUACUGAAUCGUUAAUCGAUAUCAUUUUAACAAACAAACCUGUGAACUUAGUACAAUCUGAAGUCAUUCCUACAAGCAUUGGAGAUCACGAAAUGAUAGGUUGUGCACGAAAGUUAAAUUCAAACCACUACAAUGCCAGGCUGAUAUCCUGUCGCGACUAUAAAAACUACAAUCCAGAAUUGUUGAAAACUGAUUUACGGAAAAUUAAUUGGAUGCCGUUUUACAACGAAUCAAAUGUUAAUGACGCUUGGUUGUUACUAAAGUCUACUUUAACUAAUUUAUACAACCGUCAUGCUCCAAUCAUUAAGAAGAAUGUAAGGGGAAAGCCUGCCCCAUGGCUAAAUGAGGAUAUAAAAUCUAUUAUGAAUGAGCGAGACCAACUGCUGAGAAAAUCGAGGCGAACCAGAAGUAUCGCGGACUCUUUAGCGUACAAGCAAAAGCGUAACGAGACGAACAUUGCAAUUAGGAGAGCAAAAUCGUCUUAUUAUAAAAAUUUGCUAAGCGAAAAUUCUGAAAAUCCUAGCAAAUUUUGGAAAGGGCUUAAGUCUAUUUUUCCCUGUAAGAAUUUUAAGAAGCACAAUUCACAAUCUUUCGACAUCGACGGUGAAGUUAAAUCCUGUAACCCCUCGACAAUCGCAAAUGCGUUCGGUAUAUAUAUAUAUAUAAUUUUUAACAUUUGUACGUAAAUUACGCAAUUCGGCUUCAUAAGGCCUGUAUAUAUACAGCAAUAAAAGUUGUUGAGCACUAUUUACAAUUAUAAGGCUAUAAGCCCUUGCUGAGGAAGGUAAAAAAGACUUUGAAGACCUGUUAGUAUAUAGUAUAUAUAGUAUAUAUAGUAUUUAGUAUUAAAAUUAGUCUACUAGAUGCACGCAAGAUUUUUUGUAAAUAGUACAUAGCUAUACACUGAAAAUUUUACCGUGUUUAAAUAAAUGUUCAAUGUUCAAUAUAGUCUGUAAUAGUCUAAAUAAGCCUGACCGGUCAGAUCCGAAUUUUUGUCUCUAUCAAUGGAAAGAUCUGGUCUAUGUUUCUCAAAUAUCUACGGAAAAUGGACCUCAUUCUAAUAUUAUCUAAAUUUUCCGGUCAGAUAGGUCCGAAACCCAAACGUUUUGUGUUCCAUUCAACAAUUUGACCGUUCUGACUGAUCUGUGCCGUGUUAAUGGAAAGCGCCCUAGGUGCCUCCGAAUAUUCCGCUAGAAAUUGCAUGUGUUUGCUAAUCCCGUUUGUAAAAGCAUAUCCGUUGAAAGACUAGAGUCUACUGAUUCAGAAAAUAUGAGCAGUUUUGAAAUCAUGCGAAUACGUUUUCCUCUCUCUCCAAUAUAAUACAGGGUGAUUUGUGGGGGGUGAAGAUUAGCACAAUAAAAUAAAAUAAAUUAAAAUAUUUUAAAAUUUUGCCCAGAGCCUCAAAACCAAAUAUGGUUUAAACUGCUCCUUAAAACAUAUACUUUAUAUUGGGAGAUAAUUCAUUCAUCUCAAAAUACGGAAUAGUAGGAAUUAUUGGACAUUUCCAUCGGAAUCGGAGGCAGUUCCGAUGUAUAAGGUUACGCAAAAGUUGCAAUUUUAUACAUUUUUUAGCAUCUGAACGUUCCAAUACAUUCUUCGCCUUCCCAAUAAUGCAAUAGAUUAACAAUUUUUUGGUUAGCAGAAAAAAACGAGCCUAAAAACGCCAAUAAAACGCUCAAAAAUCAAAUUACUAUAUUUACUCACCCCAAGUCUCUUUCUUUUAAACCGCGCAAAUUGUAGCGCAUGUGCAGACAAAUGGAAAAACUGUCGAUUCCUGCAGGCUGCUCCAUUUACUGUUCUAGAGCAUUUGGAACACUGGUCUGGACAGUGUUUAGUUUAUUAUAUAUGCGUGCAACCAUGCAUUACUAUGUCUACUAUAUCAUUAGUUAUUCGCAUAAUAAAUCAUAUAAUGAUUUACUGUUAUUUGUAUAUCUAAGUAUGCUUUUGUAACGUUUUUACUCAUUGAUUUUGCCCAACCCUGCCUUUGAAAUAGCAUAUAAUAAGUAUAUGUCAAUAUAUAGCGGUUAACCCUUCAAAAUAACACUCUAUGCAGUGUACAUUGGAUACACAAAAUCUGUCGCCUCCAUUUCCAAUCACGUGAAAAUGGUCAAAUUUUCCCUACUCGAAAAUCGGGGUAGUCAGAACAGUUCAGAACAGUCAUGUGACUGUCUUCUGUUCCAUUCCAUUAGUGUUCUGAGAAUCCGGAGUACUCCGAACAGUAAAUGGAGCAGCUUGCAGGAGGAAAACUGUCGUCGCUGACCAAAUUUAUCGCGGACGCUUUCUUUUUGUCAGCAAAAAUC
Paramuricea clavata is the source of this 5007-nucleotide messenger RNA. NCBI's taxonomy places the organism in Eukaryota, Metazoa, Cnidaria, Anthozoa, Malacalcyonacea, Plexauridae. The record is from the annotation of a GenBank genome assembly.